AGAGCACCUCUUAACAAUGGGACAUGAUUUAAUCUGUUUUUCCAUCUUUCUUCACACAUUUGCCAAUGAAAUCCUUGAUAAAACUUCCUGAAGUUGUGAUAUUUUACUUACAGUGUUUGAACGAAUACAUAGCUCAUAGCUAUACUGUUGUUAGAAAUAUUUUGGGUUAAGCAGAGAAGGAACAUGAUCACGGUUGGUAAAUGACAAGUGCAGAGUGAGCUAUUGUGUUUGGGGUUUUUAGUCGGUGAGAUAUUUGAUACAUGAGAGCAGUAAUGCGAUAAGCUACAAGGAAGUUUAUAUGUCUGAGUUGCAAGUUGUAAAAUAAACUUAAAGCUUGGUUAAACUAAUGGAAACAUGCUGAAAUGCCUGAAUGAAAUGUCUUAUGACUUAAAAAAAUGUGCAGAUUUUAAGCAAACUGUUUGUUUAGAAGUAAAAAGGACCUAAAAGCAUUUGAGGAAAUGUGCCUUUCAAGGCAAAUAAGACUUCAAUAGGAAGUGGUUUUAGUGGACUUGAUGAUUUAUAAGACUAAAAAUGGCUGAGCCAAAUAUGUAUGUACAGUUGACUGGACUAUCAUUAGACCCGAGAUACGAUGAUGGAGAAAUUUACGCCAAUACACCUAGCUCAGCGCCUGCACCCGUUUCAAGUGAACCUUAUGGCCUUGAACUAGAUUAUUACUAUGGUGAUAUUUCAAAGUCAGAGGUCAACGAGCUAUUGAUGGGGAAACCUGAUGGAUCGUUUCUAGUUCGAGAUGCCUCAACACCUGGCGAUUACACCCUGACACUAAAAAAAGGCGGUGCAAAUAAGUUGAUUAAGAUUUAUAAUUGUGUAGGAAAGUUUGGGUUUUCAGAUCCUUAUGAAUUUGAUUCGCUGAAGGAUUUAAUCGAUUACCACAGAGUGAAUUCCCUUCAAUCAUAUAACCCCUCGCUGGAUAUGAAACUGUUAUAUCCAGUUACCCGGGAAGUCAAAAGGGAUUCUUUUGGUGAUGACUCCAAACGAAAACAAGACUACAGGGAACUUGUGGAAAAACUCCGUUGUGAGGAAUAUGAACUCGGCCAUAUGUAUGAAGAGCAGGAGAUAUGUUUGCAAGACCUCAACGAGAACACAAAGCUUCUUGAGGCUCUGGAGAUGACCGUCGCCGUCUAUACAGAGCAGGUUGAGCGACAUCGUGAGUUCCAUGGGGAUGUAGCAGCAGGCGAACUUAACAAAGUCCACCACAAUUUCUCUGCUCUGUUGGAGAGACGCCGAGAGAUUGGUGAAUACAAAGAGCAAGUGGACCAAGUUCUCAAGCAGAUUGUACAGGAGAACCGGAUUAUAACUGCAAAUAUCAAGGAUAAAAAGGAGAGCGUUGUAAAGCUUUCAAAGGACAAAUUGCGCAAACAAAGAUAUCUGGUUGAGACUGGGUUGUUGCCUCAUUCCGUGGAGGAGACAUGGUACGUUGAAUGUACCAGGGACGAGGCAGAGAAACUUCUGAUGCAUUCAGACCCCAUGGAUCCUCACUACAGGCAAUUUUCCGACACUGGAACAUUCCUUGUCAGGAAAGGGGAGAAAAAUGGCACGGAUUGUUAUGCAAUUUCAAUUGUUUUUGAUGGGAAAAUAUCGCACCUAAAGAUUUUCUACGAUGAGAUACAUGGGUAUGGGCUAUCUGCGCAGAAUUCAUCACACCCAUCGCUUAUAGAUCUGGUCCUGUAUUACGAACAGACGUCUUUAGAGACAUUAUACAAAAAAGUGAAAUCCCGUUUAUUGUACCCUUAUAAAAGCAUGGAAAGCUUUAAAUACUAUGACGCUGAACCAAUAUAUAAUUGAAGGGUACUUUUAUUGACAAGUGUAUAAAUUCUUGACUUGAUCAGAUGGGCAUGGUUUGGUAUCCAAAUCAUGUUGAUGUACGUUUUAAUGUUUUGUUAAACGUUAGAUUUUCACAAACUUUGUUUUUCAUUAUGCUCUUUACAAAACAAAUUGUGCAUUAUAAGAAUGCACCAGUGUGUGUAACAGUUUGAACUGAGUAACCUAGGGUAAUAAGUGUGUUCAGCAUAUUCACAACAUGUUAGCAACAGCCAUGUAAUUUAUGAAAGAAAAUUAAAUUAAGUUAUUAUAGGUGUUGGUCUAUGCCGUUUAUAAAAAAUAGCCACAUAAUGUUUAUGUAUAUGUGUAUUAUGACGUUAUGUUGUGGUUGCAUGGUAUAGUUACCUUUCUAUUAAUUUUAACAUGCCUUUUCCCCGGGCCAUUGCUUAAAUGAUUGUCAUCUACGUUUACACAUUCAGUGAAAUAGUCCCACACAAGUAAUUUGCAUGUCACAAACCAUGUAAACUGACAUGCGCUAUAAAAACUCACCAAAUCUAUUUGUUUGUAAAUUGGUGUUAUUUUAUGUAUACAGUAGUUUAUUCGAAUUAAAAAUAAUGUACAAAAUAACAAUAAAUGAGAUGAUUAUAA
Molecule: messenger RNA, 2427 nt
Organism: Dreissena polymorpha
Lineage: Eukaryota; Metazoa; Mollusca; Bivalvia; Myida; Dreissenidae
Product: phosphatidylinositol 3-kinase regulatory subunit gamma-like
Exons: 5
Coding region: 532-1803 (423 amino acids)
Biological process (GO): phosphatidylinositol phosphate biosynthetic process; regulation of GTPase activity; insulin receptor signaling pathway
Cellular component (GO): cytoplasm; phosphatidylinositol 3-kinase complex
Molecular function (GO): guanyl-nucleotide exchange factor activity; 1-phosphatidylinositol-3-kinase regulator activity
Source: RefSeq, a predicted model, not a curated record